GGGGGAGGUCAGGCAUGUUUUGGCAGGCAUUGCCUCUUGGGAGAAUUUCUUUGUUUCUCUGUUUCAUGCAGGUAUAGCUAAUGACUCUGAAAAUCCCCACAUUGCUCAAUAGUUUCCAGCCUUUUCCUGUAAGCUGUGAAACCUUAUUUCAAUUUCCUGUAAAUAGCCUGUAUUUUAUUACAGCCAAUUGCACACCUGGUUUCAGUUCUGUGCAGUGAUGUUAGUUUUAACUACAUUAACACUUACAGCCUCAGUAACUGCCCCCUGGGCAACCAGGAUUUCAAUCGAGUUCUAAUCCAGCUCUGUGGGUACACUGGUCAUGGAAAGUCCUCCCUGAUCAAUUCCUGCAAAUAUGUGUUAAACGAUAAGGAGUUUAAACUGCAUGCUCAAGCUGCUUCCAUCGAUGGUGGGCUCACAAUGGAGAGGAAGUCCUAUCAACUAACAAGUUCCAUCACCAUGGUGGACAACAGAGGGUGGUCAAUGAUGAAUGCUUUCGAGAUGGGUGAAAUCUAUGCCCAGCUGGGUAAGCUAUGUCAAAAGUCAGCUUGGUGAUGGGAAUUGGGAAUGGCGAUAUGAUUUCAUUUAUUGUUAUCGAGAAACAAAAAAAUGUCAAAUUGUUGGCAGAAUUUUUGUUUAAAAUAGAUGUUUUCUGUAGAAAGAGAUAAUAGAAAAAUUAAAAUACCAUUUAAAGUUAGAGAUUAGAGAAUUUAGGGGUAAAUUUCAGACAACACUCUAAAAAGCUUGUCAGAAAGGUGGCAGAGAUACCAUGGAAGAGUCCAAAAAAAGGAAGCUGGUGUCUUCCUCGUAGCAAUGCCCAGACUGGAUCAGUAGCCAUAUCUAUGAUUCUGACCCCAUGAUCCUGCCACGUGUUUCAUGCUAACAGAAUGUUUAACCCCUUAAGGACACAUGACACGUGUGACAUGUCAUGAUUCCCUUUUAUUCCAGAAGUUUGGUCCUUAAGAGGUUAAUAAAUGUUUUUUCUCCCUUGUGCUAAAGUCCUGCCCUUAUAGAAACAAAAAGUAAUAUAUAUAACUGUGUGUCUGUAUGUUCUGACUAGAGAGAUGGGUUUAUUGUAAGAAUAAGAAAGCUGGGAAUCGAGCCGUGGUAUUAAAGAAGGUGACAGCAUGUCAGUUAUUAGUUGAAGACUAAGAAUCUCAGCAGUCAGAGAGUAGAUACAAGACAAUUAUACUACAGAAACAAAGAUUGUAUAAAGUUCAAAACAUCUACAAAAACAAUCAAACAGAAAAAAAUCACUUUUAAACAGAUAUGGACUAUAUAGUGACAGCUCCAUAACUCAUUCUCAAUAUCUGCCUUAGUUUAGCUUCAAAACAAUCAUGAAGAAUAAAUUCCAUUAUAUAGGUUUCAUCUCAGUGAGAACGUGAUCCAAUCCUGAACCUAAAUUACAGAAAUAUAAAGGGAUUUUCACUAAACCAUGGACUAUAUGGAAUUAAUGAAUACAUUGAGUGCUGCAGAUUUGUAGAUACAUCUUGUGGCCCCAGUUGCACAAGCAUCCCAGUGACAACUUCUUGUGACAUAUUUUCACAUUCACUAUCUUCUUUCACUGUCUGUCGAGAUGAUGGAUUCAAAAUCAGACACAAUUCAAAAAAAUAACAAUGUUACAGACAUCACUAAUAUAGAUAGAUACUGGAUAGAUAGAUAGAUAGAUAGAUAGAUAGAUAGAUAGAUAGAUAGAUAGAUACGGGAUAGAUAGAUAGAUAGAUAGAUACGGGAUAGAUAGAUAGAUAGAUAGAUAGAUAGAUAGAUACUGGAUAGAUAGAUAGAUAGAUAGAUAGAUAGAUACGGGAUAGAUAGAUAGAUAGAUAGAUACUGGAUGGAUAGAUAGAUAGAUAGAUAGAUAGACAGAUAGAUAGAUAGAUAGAAAGAUAGAUAAAGGAUAGAUAUAUAGAUAGAUAGAUACUGGAUAGAUAGAUAGAUAGAUAGAUAGAUAGAUAGAUAGAUAGAUAGAUAAUAUAUAGAUAGAUACUGGAUAGAUAGAUAGAUAGAUAGAUAGAUAGAUAGAUAGAUAGAUAGAUAGAUAGAUAGAUAGAUAGAUAGAUAGAUAGAAAGAUAGAUAGAUACUGAUAGAUAGAUACUGGAUAGAUAGAUAGAUAGAUAGAUAGAUAGAUAGAUAGAUAGAUAGAUAGAUGAAUAGAUAGAUAGAUAGAUAGAUAGAUAGAUAGAUAGAUAGAUAGAUAGAUAGAUAGAUACUGGAUAGAUAGCUAGAUAGAUAGAUAGAUAGAUACUGGAUAGAUAGAUAGAUAGAUAGAUAGAUACUGGAGAGAUAGAUAGAUAGAUAGAUAGAUACUGGAGAGAUAGAUAGAUAGAUAGAUAGAUAGAUAGAUAGAUAGAUAGAUAGAAAGAUAGAUAAAGGAUAGAUAGAUAGAUAGAUAGAUAGAUAGAUAGAUAGAUACUGGAUAGAUAGAUAGAUACUGAAUAGAUAGAUAGAUAGAUAGAUAGAUAGAUAGAUAGAUAGAUACUGGAUAGAUAGAUAGACAGAUAGAUAGACAGAUAGAUAGAUACUGUAUAAAUAGAUAGAUAGAUAGAUAGAUAGAUAGAUAGAUAGAUAGAUACUGGAUAGAUAGAUAGAUAGAUAGAUAGAGAGUUAGAUAGCUGGGGUGGGAAACCCUGUACUUUGAGUAUCGGAAUUUGGGAACAAAGGGAGCGGAGUCCCUACCCGCACUAGGGCUCCAGGGAGGGGGAGGAUCCUGUUAUGUAACCUUGUGUGACUGUGUGAUACACCCCUUGCAUGGGGAGAUGUUUAAAAGCUGUGUGUGGCCAAUAAAGUGGUUGUUAUACCUCCAGGCCUGUGUGUUGUCCAGUUACUGGGGGGAAAUGGGUCUCUUGGUAUUCUAAGUGGUUCCUGACCGGCUGAAGGAAGGGGACUAGUGGAAGUAACCGGUCUGGUUACGCAUGGUCCGCUACACUCCCAGGAGUGUACUCUCCUACUCCCAGCAGGGUAGACUCACAUCCAUGAUCCGGUACUCUUACUGAAGCAGAUAGAGUGCAUAGGAAGAUGAAUUUCACGGCAAACAAUCUGUGCAGGACGUAGUAAUAGUUUUACAACCAAAGUUUAAAAUACUGUUUCCGUUUGAUGUAAGGAAAGAUGACAGGCUUAUAGCUGUGUGAUUUUUGCAAAUUACUGGAGUAAUAAUGCACUAAAGGCAAUGAGAAUAGGUGGUUUUGGUGCCUGGAAUUUCCCUUUUUAAAUCUUAAUUAAUUCUAAUUUCACAGGUAAUCUGAUUCCUGUAGAUGAAAAGGUUGAGUGGACAACAGAAUAUCAGGACAUGUUAUUCCGGGUGGAGGACGCCGACAUCGAGCCAAGCUUUACCGAUGUCAUUGUGCCGAUAUUCGUCUACAGGUGAGAAUUAAUCCUACAUAUUAUAUAAAAUGUGACGGCAGAUAAGAACCAUUCGGCCCAUUUAGUCCCAAUUUUCUAAACACUUGCAUUAGUCUCAUUGCAUUGGUCUUAUUUUAUAGCUAGGGUAGCCUUAUGCCUAUCCCACGCAUGCUUAAACUCCUUUACUGUGUUAACCUCUACCACUUCACCUGGAAGGCUAUUCCAUGCAUCCACUACCCUCUCAGUAAAGUAAUACUUCCUGAUAUUAUUUUUAAACCUUUGUCCCUCUAAUUUAAGACUAUGUCCUAUUGUUGUGGUAGUUUUUCUUCUUUAAAAUAUAGUCUCCUCCUUUACUGUGUUGAUUCCCUUUAUAUAUUUAAAUGUUUCUAUCAUAUCCCCCCUGUCUCGUCUUUCCUCCAAGCUAUACAUGUUAAGAUCCUUUAACCUUUCCUGGUAAGUUUUAUCCCGCAAUCCAUGAACCAGUUUAGUAGCCCUUCUCUGAACCCUCUCUAAGGUAUCAAUAUCCUUCUGAAGAUACGGUCUCCAGUACUGUGUACAAUACUCCAAGUGAGGUCUCACCAGUGUUCUGUACAAUGGCAUGAGCACUUCCCUCUUUCUACUGCUAAUACCUCUCCCUAUACAACCAAGCAUUCUGCUAGCAUUUCCUGCUGCUCUAUUACAUUGUCUGCCUACCUUUAAGUCAUCAUAAAUAAUCACCCCUAAAUCCCUUUCCUCAUAUGUUGAGGUUAGGACUCUAUCAAAUAUUCUGUACUCUGCCCUUGGGUUUUUACGUCCAAGAUGCAUUAUCUUGCACUUAUCCACAUUAAAUGUCAGUUGCCACAAUUCUGACCAUUUUUCUAGUUUACCUAAAUCAUUUGUCAUUUGGCUUAUCCCUCCUGGAACAUCAACCCUGUUACAUAUCUUAGUAUCAUCAGCAAAAAGACAUACCUUACCAUCAAGACCUUCUGCAAUGUCACUAAUUAAAAAUACUAAAGAGAAUAUUUUAACCCUAUAUAUUAUACUUUUUAUAGAAACCCUAUAUAUUAUAUAUUAAACCUAUAUAUUAUACAUUUCAUAUUAAAUACUAAUGACUGAGUAAGAUCUCCAGGUAGAUGAAACAAUUUGUAUCUAGGAGAGAAAUUCUGGAGCCUUGUCUAUAGGAAGUGUUUGUUUUUCAAAUCUAGUUUUUUUUUCUUUAUUUGAAAACUUUUACUAUAAUAAUAAAUUAACUCAGAGAAGACUUUCCAUCAGUGUGUGCUACAAAUAUAUAUAUAUAUAAUGCUGCUCAAGCACAUCAGUGAACAUUUUUCAAUUUUUAACUAUAUAUCAUACCAGAAACCACUAAAACAUAAAUAAUGCUAAAGAAAAUAAUUAAAAAAUUAAUGGAAAUUUAUCAACCUCCCCAAAACAGAAGGGAUGACUAAUGCAACAUUAAUAUGUAACAUGAAUAUAAGUAGGAGCAUUUUACGUAAGUAAUGAAAUAAUGUGUUACCAAAAUAAUGUUAAAACAUGAUGAAAUAGCACAUAUCAGACCCAAUCAGGUCAAUCAGGAAUCACUGGCUGUCCCAGGUUUGGUGUAGGAGUUACUCCUUCCUGGGAACGUGCUUAGCUGUCUUGAUAAAGGUCUGUUGUGACUGAAAUGCAUAGACCUUAAUUUAUUUAUUUAUUGGCAAUUUCUUUUCAAUCUUUCUGGUACUUGUAUCCAGCAUAGCACUACAUGAUGUUACCAUUGUAUUAUAGUUACAUUGUUACACUGAGGAGUGAUCUGGACCCCUUGGACCAUUGCUGUGCUGUAUGGUAGUGGGACAUGCUUCAGUCUUUACCAUUGAUUUUUUUGUGUAGUUUGAAUUGUGGUAUUUUAUCCUCUUUUAACACUAAUUUGGUAAUAUAUUCUAGAGUGUCUAUGGUAAUGAAUGGCAAUUCUCACAUUUACAAAAAGCUAAUUCCGACUGGACAACCAAACCGAAUUUGCCAGUUUCACAUGGUGUCUUGUUUAAAAUUGGUGCUUUUCAAAUCCAAAUGCUUUACAAAGUGUAGAAUUCAGGAUAUUUACAAAGCACAGAUUUAAAUAAUAUUCAGGAUGCGCAGUCACAAGUUACCCUUCACAAAUGAAUAAAAAGAAAGCGUAAAAGGCUACAUACCAUGUGAACGUAUAUUAAAUUUUAUUGAUAAAUGUAAUUGUAGAAUAUAAACAAAAUGUACUAUAAAUACAUACACAAAGCGCAUAGGAUUCGCAUACCGAGAUAGUCGAACGGGUCCUGUGUACCCUGGGAGCCUCCGUACCUUCAUAUUUCGGUUUUCGAUACACGUCAAGCUUUUUGGCCGAAGAUGAUCUCAUAUUCAUUUUAUUUAUUUUUCCGUGAGGAAUGCCGGCGGAUUACUUUAAGGAUCUACAUAGAUGUGAAGACUGGACACACCUUAACCCAUUUCUACAGCUAUCGGAUUCAGGCUAGAUUUCACCAUCUUUCCUGCAAUGGACAUUUAACUUUUUAUCAAUUCCCAUUAGAUUUUAUUAGGUGGAAAUUCCCUCUGAUCCUUCCGAUAACCACUGGUAUUUUAUAUUUUGUAUUUCAUGCAUAUACAUUUUUAUGUUAUUUUAUUUGCCACUUCAGUUUUUAUUUUUUAUGGAUUUAGUACUUAUUUAUUUAUAGUACAUUGUUUAUAUUCUACAAUUACAUUUAUCAGUUAAAUUAAUUAUACAUUUAGAUAAUUUAUAGCCUGUUUUGCUUUCUUUUACUUUUUAUUCAUUUUUUAUAUACCCCGGAGUAUUAAGGAUAUCUCCAUUUGAAGGCAGCAUCAUGACUGAUACAUGUGAUAGCAACAUCGGUUAUAAAUAGAUUUUUGGAUUUUAGCAUCACAGUUGUAGCGCGUUUUUUUUACCCCUUGGAGUUUUUUAACCCUGAGGUUUCUUGCAAAUUACCAUUCACUUGUGUUCCAAGCAGACAGUAAUUUGAAGUAUUAUUUGCCCGCUUCACAGUUUGAGGGUUAAUGGUGCUAGCCCGUUGCUACAUUAAGAUGUGAAUAACAUCAGAAUGCGAAUAAUAAUAAUUCAUCAAUGUCUGAUUUGUGUAAUUCAGGUCUUGAGCGGGCCGGAAUUUAGUCCGGAUUUUAGCUGAACCAAACGCCGCUAAGCGGCUGAAAUCUUUACUCAAUGCUGCAAAUCUGGGCUCACGGAAUUCAACUCCGGAUCUGAAUUUAAAAAAAUUGGAAUUAUUUUCCCACUGGUAGCGCUCAAAUCACUAAAAACCCUCGGGAACACAAGGGUUAAUUAUAUGGUGGCUGAAUAAUGAUAUAAAGAAAUAUAAAUCAUAUGCUGGCCAAUAAGAUCCCCAUAUUACUAUAAUGUAGGUAAUGAACCUGUAUAUACCCCCACCUACCAUCCAAAAUUCCUGAUUCCAAAUUUUCAGUAUGAAAAUGCAUUCUGUCCCAAAACUAUCUAUUUAGUUUGUUGUUUUUUUUUCCUAGCGUGAAGAAAGAUAUCGCAGAUGCCGAAGCUGCAGAAAUAAAACUUUUCAUUAAGAAAUGCAGAGACCUAACAGGUAAAUAAUAUAUAUAUAAAAAAAGGAUAGAAUGUGAAAAUGAAAAUGUGGGAUAGAUAAUUGCUUACUGGGGGAGAGUGGUUAAUGCGUUAAUGGCCGAUCGCCAUUAUUUCCAGAGAUCUUUCAAAUGUCCGUGAUUUGUUUUUACGCACACAAAGUUUUUGAUAACUCUCUUAUUUCUCUGCGUGAAAGGCUGAUUUUACUAAUAGUAUAUCUCGUCCAUUAAGUUUGGCCUGAGGAUACCUGAUAUGGAUGUCCCCUGAGCCUCCCAUAUCCUUAUUUGGCUGAACGCCCAGAAUAACCUCAGCCAUAUUAUUUCCUUAGAGAAUAAUCAAUCACUUUAUGAUUCAAUAUUAAGUACAGAUGUACUAACGUAUUCUUGUUUUGGUAUUAUCUUUAUUAAGCACGGUCUUGUCAUAAUUGUGUUACCAGUAUUUGGGUUGUGACUGGGCUGCAUUUCUCGCUGAGCUGCCUCGAUGUAACCAAUAACCAAUCUAUAUGAGACCCUCCCUAGUGUGGUCUGACUACGCAGCCCAUCGAUCUUUAACACAAUCAAUGAGAAUCACAGAAAAAUAAAGGAAGAGAGAAUCUCUCAAUCAAACUUUAUAUUACAGUAAUCAUGUGGACAUUCUGGAUCUCCCCAAAUAUACAGAUAGAAAACGUUUAUUACACUUGUAACGUGUUUCAUGUUUCCACAGAUUGCCAAUAAUCAUUGCUUCCUCCACAGCCCCCUCAUAUUAGCACUUACAUUGAGGAUUCAGG
Pelobates cultripes (western spadefoot toad) is the source of this 7638-nucleotide messenger RNA. Lineage: Eukaryota; Metazoa; Chordata; Amphibia; Anura; Pelobatidae. The record is from the annotation of a GenBank genome assembly.